Molecule: messenger RNA, 1172 nt
Organism: Pelagomonas calceolata
Lineage: Eukaryota; Pelagophyceae; Pelagomonadales; Pelagomonadaceae
Source: the annotation of a GenBank genome assembly
UAGCUUUUUCAAUGGCAAUCUCUUGCUUUUCAGCUCGAGCUCACGGCGCCGACGCACCGUUUGGGCUCUAAAACACCGUGCGGGCAGCCUUGCCUACUCGCCAAGGGCGCUGCACAAGCUUCUGCGGGCAGCCCGCAGCACUAAGCCCCUUUCUAGCGCCACCCAAAGCUGUAGAGCAGAGACUGCCCAAACACCACACGGCAGCAAAAACCGCACCGGCAGCAAACACCGCACCGGCAGCAACAAUGACUCUGAACCUCGGCGUCUGCCCCUGCUGCGUACCGCCCGUCGCCUUGAGCUUCCUCUCAGCAGCGCUCGUCGUCAUUAUUUCUGCGAGGAUGUUCUUCCCGCGCACGGGCAAGGUCGGGAAGGUCCUCAGGUUCCUCACCUGGUCGUGUGUAGUAAUGAACGUACUCAUGGCCGGCUUCCUUGUCGCCCUCAAGUCCAACAAGGACCUCCAGGACAGCUUCUUCUCGAAGUUGUGUCAAAAGCUGUCGAGUGACCCAGCCAUGCUCCCGCCGCGCUGCGAGAGGUUAGGCCUCUCCACGAAACUGGCCGGCCUGAACGUCAUCGAGUUCGGCCCCGGCCCCGGGACGACCUUCAAGUGCUUUGAAAAUGGAACCGCGCCGAAGUCCUGGGUCGGCAUCGAGCCCAAUUCAUAUUUCAGGGAGAUGCAGGACGAGGCGGCCAAGGACCUCGACGCGAGCAUGGUCCGCUCGACGCGGUGGUACAAGGCCGAGACGUUGGAAUUGGACGUCGCGUCGGGUACGUUCGACGCGGCGUAUUUUACGCACGUGCUUUGUAGUGUCGAGGAUCCGUCGAUGGUCCUGCAGCAGGCCGCGCGCGCGUUGAAGCCGGGCGGCACGCUCUUGCUGAUGGAGCACGUCGCGGCGCCUGAGGGAACACCGCUGCGCUACUUGCAGAAGACGCUGGCGCCGAUCCUCGAGAUCGUGGGCAACGGCUGCCAGUGGCGCGACACGGAGAAGAUCUUGAGAGCCUCCUGGGACUUCGAGGAUUUGAGGGUCGAGCCCUUCUCGGCGGACGCCAUGCCGCUGCCGUUCCGGCCCCACAUCCUCGCGACGGCGACGAAGCGGCAGCGGUGACUAAGUUCCUAACUACGCCAUCGACGCGACUAUUUGUGAACGAACCACGUUACCCAACAAUGGAACUGC